CGUUUUGUUUCAUCCCUUUUUUUUCCUUCUCUUCACUAAAACCUAACUUUCAAUAUUUUUUCUUUCCAGAAAUCCGAAAAUCAUUUGUCGUUCAAUACACCACAAACCUUCCUCAAUUCGAUAGCUAAAGCCUCAUACCUUGAGUCACCUUUCGAUUUUCUCCGCCGCGUCCACCGAAAUUGCUGCUUACGCCGCUGUAUCUCGGCCGUUCCACCAGGCAAUCGCCGAUCCACUCCGGUUCAUUCUCGUGGGCGUGAUAUCUGGAACUCUGGGACGCCGUCACCCUUUCACUUUUGGGCUGAUAUAGCGGCGAUCCGGCGAACCUCGCGGCCAGAUGAGUUUUGCCGGAAUGAACUCAAUUCAGCAACAGCCGCCGCAACAGAACAGUAAUGUUAGUAUCAGUAGUACUAAUAAUAAUCAGCAGCAACAGCAGCAAAUGGGGCAGCAGAAUCAGUUGCCGCAAUCGCAAAUGGGGCAGCAGCAUCAGCUGCAGCAACCGCAAAUAGGGCAGCAGAAUCAGCUGCAGCAACCUCAAAUAGGGCAGCAGAGUCAGCAACAGCAACAGCAACAGCAAUUGGGGCAGCAGAGUCAGCUACAGCAGCAGCAAUUGGGGCAGCAGAGUCAGCUACAGCAGCAGCAAUUGGGGCAGCAAAGUCAGCUACAGCAGCAGCAAAUGGCACAGCAGAAUCAGUUGCAGCAACAGCAAAUGGCACAGCAGAAUCAGUUGCAGCAACAGCAAAUGGGGCAGGCGAAUCAGUUGCAGCAACAGCAGAUGGGGCAGCAGAAUCAGUUGCAGCAGCAGCAAAUGGGGCAGAUAGGCAGUGGCAAUUUGCCGAGGUCUGCGCUAAUGGGCCAAACAGGGCAUCUGCCAAUGUUGUCUGGUCAAGCGGCUGCUGCUGCUGCCCAGUUUAAUUUGCAAAAUCAGUUUUUGACAUCGCCACGGCAGAAGACUGGAUUCAUGCAAGGGUCUCAGUUCCAUCCCGGUAAUUCUCCUGGGCAGUCCUUGCCAGGGAUGCAAGCCAUGGGAAUGAUGGGGUCUCUCAACUUGAGUUCUCAACUUAGAGCGAAUGGGAUGCAUGCUUAUGCUCAGCAAAGGAUGACACCCAGCCAACUGAGGCAGCAACUGUCACAGCAAAAUGCCCUUACUGCUGGUCAGGGACAAAAUAUAACGAGGACGUCAUUUAUGAAUGCUCAAAUUGCUGGACUGGCUCAGAAUGGACAACCAGGUAUGAUGCAGAAUGCUAUAUCUCAACAGCAGUGGUUAAAGCAAAUGCCAGCAAUAUCCUCUCCCAAUUCUUCUUCAUUUCGUCUUCAACAACAUCGGCAACAACAACUGCUUAUCCAGCAGCAGCUAGCUUCUUCACAGUUGCAUCAGAAUUCAGUGGGACUGAAUGCACAACAGUUGUCCCAAAUAGUUCAGCAGCAAACGCAGAUGGGCCAUCCACAGGUGCAUCAACAGAAACAACAACAGCUGCAGCAACAGCCGAUGCAGCAGCUGCCGCAGCAGCAGCCUGCAUCCCAGCAACUUUUCCAUCAACAGCAGUCUCCAAGAAUGGUGGCCCCUGGAGGCCAGAAAUCUGUAAGUUUGACAGGAUCACAGCCAGAUGCUACUGCAUCUGGAACAACUACACCAGGUGGGAGUUCAAGUCAAGGCACAGAAGCAAGCAACCAACUUCUUGGAAAGAGAAAAAUACAAGAUCUAGUAUCACAGUUGGAUGUAAAUGGGAAACUGGAUCCUGAAGUCGAAGACCUCCUUUUAGAGAUUGCUGAUAACUUUAUUGAUUCGGUUACUACAUUUGCAUGCACCCUGGCAAAGCAUCGGAAAUCUUCAACUUUAGAAUCCAAAGAUGUGUUGCUGCAUCUAGAAAAAAACUGGAAGUUGACAAUUCCUGGGUUUUCGAGUGAAGAAAGAAGACACGUCACAGACCAUCCUCCAAGUGAUGCCCACAAGAAGCGUCUGGAUGUGAUACGUACCUUAAUGGAGCCUGUACAAUCUGAUACCAAUGAUAAUGCUAAGCAGAUGGCCAGGCAGGGACCUAGCGACCCAGUUGGUCCAAACCACAUGAUAAGGCCUUCUCCAAGUUCCGAGCAGUUGGUUUCACAAUCUGCUGUGCCCCAGAUGCUGCAACAGACCACUAGAUUCUAGGCCGACUGAGAUCUCCGGGCUGGUUUCAGAAGGUGCAUAUCCAAUUGGACUGCAAGAUUUUUGGAGGACAUUGUUGUUUUAAUUCUGAGCCAUUGCCAUCGUUGUGGAGUGAAAUAAUUGAAGUGUUUUUACAUUUAUAAAUUGGAUUCUACCAGAUUCAGCUUCUUCCAACUUAUUUCCUAGUGAAUGGUUUUGAUUUGCAGCAGGAUUCUCUCUUAUCCCUACCAUCUCUUUUUGUAUAUAUAUAUAUUUAUGUCUUUUUCACUAGUAAUUGUUGAUUGAACCUCUGCACAAUUGAAGUGCAAGAAAUUCAUUAGAGGAAA
This is a messenger RNA of Sesamum indicum (sesame), 2469 nucleotides long. It is a transcript of the gene EER4, whose product is annotated as Transcription initiation factor TFIID subunit A. Gene Ontology annotation, molecular function: DNA binding; protein heterodimerization activity; TBP-class protein binding. Gene Ontology annotation, biological process: RNA polymerase II preinitiation complex assembly; DNA-templated transcription initiation. Gene Ontology annotation, cellular component: SAGA complex; transcription factor TFIID complex. The record is from RefSeq and is a predicted model, not a curated record. Lineage: Eukaryota; Viridiplantae; Streptophyta; Magnoliopsida; Lamiales; Pedaliaceae.